Messenger RNA from Linderina pennispora, 756 nucleotides. RefSeq names its product NAD(P)-binding protein. The transcript has a single exon. NCBI's taxonomy places the organism in Eukaryota, Fungi, Kickxellomycota, Kickxellomycetes, Kickxellales, Kickxellaceae. Bases 1 to 756 code for a protein of 251 amino acids. The record is from RefSeq and is a predicted model, not a curated record.
AUGUCAGCCCCACUAGAAGCCCGCAGACUUGUUGUCAUCGUCACCCGUGUUCCGUCGUGGGUCGGCACAGAGACAGCGGUGCACCUGCUCAAGCGCGGCGUCACCGUCAUCGGCAUCGCCUCGUACCAGCAUCGCAUGGACCGGGUCACCAGCAUGCUGCAGCUGAAGGACCUGCCAGGCAAGUUCGUUCCUUUCGUCGGCAAGCUCACCAGCCAGGAGCUCGUCGACCAGAUCGCUGCCCGCGUCGAGCAGGAGGGCAAGCUGAUAGCAUUCGUCAACAACGUCGGUGCCUUCACCUUUGAGAGCGACGGGCCAAUGUCGGAUGUCGAGCGCUGGGACAUGCUCCAGCUGAGCCUGAUUGCGCCUCUGCGGCUAUUCCAUACGAUCCGCCACACGCUACGCAAGGCGCGUGGCCGGGUGGUCAACGUCAGCUCCGACGACGUCCAUGUUGGCCUGGAGAGAUGGCUUGUGCUGGCGGCCGUCAAGACCGCUGUCAACAUGACCACGGCUGAGAUUGCGCUGAUCGACCCGCAGCUCACAGCGGUUGCUGUCCAUCCAAACAUCCGCGAGACGCUCACGCCGGACCUCAGGACCAAAGCCGACACUAGCGAGACGCCCGCCGAAGUCGAGGAUGUCAUCGACAGCGAGCAGCUGCAGCCCGCCGGCGAGAUGAUUGCCAGCCUAGCCCUGACCGCCGACCGGUCAAUGUCUGGCCAGUUCCUCGUCUACCAGGAGCCGCCAGAGCUGGGGCACUAG